CCCUUAUAUACUCUGUAGGAGUAUGGCGACUGAGUUUAGAAUCUCACAUACUUAUAUAUUGUGAAAAUUAACUGAAAUAAUGUCUUUUAACAAAGAUUUAAGACAAUUAUUAAAACCAUAUUACUGGGUUAACAUUUUACUGAGUAUUUCAUACGUGGUGUCUAAAAGAACUAAUAUAAUAUGCGGUUAUUUGUUCCCCGAAUCUGAUUGUGAGUUAGACAGCAGAGAAACGGAAAUCCUGUUUUUCUUAAUUAUCGUCGUUAUGUUGAGGACUAGGAAGGCGGGAAGUGUGACAAUGGUCAAUUAUCUUUCUUCAUCUUUCGUGUAUACUAAGAUUGCGAAUUUGAUACUAUGGUUAUAUGCGGAUGUCAGAUAUGGCCUUCCGUACGGAGCCAUCCUCAUUUUGACAUCUCUACUUCUCCCCGAGCCAACGUACACAGGUCCAGAGCACAUUAUCUACUUCCGAGGCCCACAAAUCCUAGAGGAAGAACUGAAACACCAUAAGAAUACCACAUGGCUUGUCUGUCUGUUUGCAGCGUGGCAUCCGGCCUGCGCUAACUUUGCACCGGUUUUCUCUGAACUGUCAGCUAGUUAUAGUCUUGAUAACUUGAAGUUUGGAAAGCUUGAUAUUGGAAGAUAUCCAGAAGCUGCUGCUAAAUACAGAAUUCAAGAUGGACCAACGAGUCGCCAACUACCAACGGUGUUACUAUUAAAAGACGGAGAGGAGAAAAUGAGAAGGCCCUACCCGGACUCAACUGGCAAAUUGCAAAAGUUUUUAUUCUCCAAAGACAACAUGAAAGCCGCCUUCGAUCUUGAUGGACUUUACCAAGAAAGUAAAGAGAAGUUGGCUAAUUCUAAGUCCAAUAAGAAGACCGAGUAGACCAUAGAAGACCAAAGUGUAGAAGGAUUUAAAACUUGGGUUUCAAUCAUUUUAACCCAUAAUUGUCUAAGGUAUGCGUUGUUACACAGUAAAAUGUUGUAUCUAGUAAUAAAGAAGUUUCUAUUGCACUGGAUAAGGUUGUAAGUUAUAGAUAAUAGUGUCUAUUUUACUGGUUAUUGAUAUCUGACAUAUAAGUUACUGGUAAACUUGAUCUGGUUCAAGUUUCUCAACUAAUAUACUACAAACUUGUAUUACAGAUUAUGAAUAGAAGUGUCUGACAGAUAAAGUUAAAUGACGAAGAAUAUGUCUUACAAAUGUCUUAAAUUUUAUUUAUUAGCUCGAUAGCAUUACUAAAAUCUGUUAGAUACCGUUGUUCAGCAGAUAAUGUUAUCAGGAACCGAUAAAUGACGAUUUGACGAAACGUUGACGCAGCGGUCACGCACUGAUUUGUGGCUGUUACGCUGACGGUUGCGGGUUCGAUCCCUGCACAUAGCAAUCAUUUGUAUUGGCCAUACAUAGUUUGCCGUGGUCUGGUCGUUGUGCUUGUGUAUUUCCGGAACCCCAAUACAUGUGUUGAGUGAAGGUAUCGAAUGAUCAAUGUCACUUUAGGGUAAUUUUGAGGGAAAACGAUUUUCUAAUGUUCACGCGAAUUUCCCUUAUUAUAAUGAAACGGCCUUUUUGGAUCUUCGGUCGUUGUGAAGUAUCCGAAACUUCGGACAUCUAAAAAACUUAAUAAACCGCGAUAAAAUCCGAAAGAGUUAUUUCAUUAUAAUGAGAGAAUGAUUUUUAAAAAUGAAGAUGUUUCAUAAUAUACUAAGCAAUUAUAAAUUGUGUUUCGCAUUAAAUUAUAUAAGUUAUUUAUUGUAUAUUUAUGAAAUUUGAAAAGAAAAUUAAAAGUGUUUAC
Messenger RNA from Melitaea cinxia (Glanville fritillary), 1784 nucleotides. RefSeq names its product thioredoxin-related transmembrane protein 2 homolog. The record is from RefSeq and is a predicted model, not a curated record. Gene Ontology annotation, cellular component: cytoplasm. Gene Ontology annotation, molecular function: oxidoreductase activity, acting on a sulfur group of donors, disulfide as acceptor. NCBI's taxonomy places the organism in Eukaryota, Metazoa, Arthropoda, Insecta, Lepidoptera, Nymphalidae. The transcript has 4 exons. The coding region runs from base 80 to 880 and encodes 266 amino acids.